Messenger RNA from Symbiodinium pilosum, 339 nucleotides. The record is from the annotation of a GenBank genome assembly. Lineage: Eukaryota; Dinophyceae; Suessiales; Symbiodiniaceae.
AUGGGCUGGGGCGGUGAAGGCAAGGGCUGGGGCGGCGAUGGCGGGAAAGGCUGGGGCGGCUGGAAAGGAGGCUACGGCAUGAUGCCGCCCAUGCCGCCGAUGUACGCCAUGUAUCCGCCGAUGUGGGGCAUGAAGGGCAAGGGCAAAGGCAAGGGCAAGGCCCUGAAAGUGGACGACUCACUGAAGGUGUGGCUCGGCAAUGUUCCAGAGAGCAUCCGAUGGAAGGAGCUGCAGGAGCACAUUGACCAGCACAUGAAGAGCAAGUGGGUCGAGAUCUUCCAUGGCAAGGGAAAAGGCACUGCGGCCGUCGUGUUCGCAGUGGCCUUGGUAUGCCAUUAG